AUGGAACAAAAUGACAUCGUGAUAAGUGAUUCCUCAAGGAAGGGUGGGACGCUUUUGAGCCUCGAGGUAUAUACAGUACGUCGGUCAAGAAGGAGAGCCAACAUUGCCCCCAUCUACCAUGAACGACAGCGUCUUGCUCUCUGCGGUUUGCACGCCUUGAACAACGCGCUACAGGGCCAGUAUUUCACCCAAACCACCAUGACGGCUUUUGCUCAGGAAUUGGACGCGGCGGAGGCGUCCCUUACAGGCACUGUUCCUGCCGAUCCCAGCCACAACUGGGCUGCUCAGGGAGAUUUUUCCGUGCAAGUCUUGGACCGUGCGGUGAGGUCUCUUGGCUUGCAGAUGAACCGCUGGCAGCAUCAGAGUGGGACGGACCCUGUCCACGACUCGGGUGCGAUAGUAGUACAUUCAAGGGCCCAUUGGAUGGCAUUCAGGAGGAUCAAUGGGUCGUGGUUCAAUCUCGAUUCCCUGCUACCGCAGCCAGUUAGUAUGACUAAUGGCGAUUUGGUAAGUGGAAUGAUGCCGUUCCCUCCCGUUGGACAGGCUCCUCAUCUCCUUCUCUGUUCCAGAGCGCAUACCUUGCUCAACUGGUUGCUCCACCCGCCACUUACAACAUAUACACUAUCAGCGCGGGUACCGUGGCCUUACCUCCUUCACCCGCUGACAAUGUUGCUGUUGCUGGUCCGAUUGCCGCGGGUCCGAGUACCGCAGGUCCCAGUACUGCUGGUCCGAGUACGGCUGGUCCGAGUGGUGCCGGCAGAGGAUCUCGCGGCGCCGUUAGAGCUAGAGGAUCUCGCGGGGCUGGUCGAGGAGCUCGCGGCGCAAGAGGAUCGCGCGGUGCUGGUUGAGGAGCUUGCCCGUAUUACAUGUACAGCAACACAACACAACACGACAUAG
Messenger RNA from Fimicolochytrium jonesii, 897 nucleotides. Its product is annotated as Josephin-domain-containing protein. Gene Ontology annotation, cellular component: nucleus. The record is from RefSeq and is a predicted model, not a curated record. The transcript has a single exon. Bases 1 to 897 code for a protein of 298 amino acids. Gene Ontology annotation, molecular function: cysteine-type deubiquitinase activity. Gene Ontology annotation, biological process: protein deubiquitination. Lineage: Eukaryota; Fungi; Chytridiomycota; Chytridiomycetes; Spizellomycetales; Powellomycetaceae.